GACGUGGGGAAGUCAUUGAAGCCAAUGAGCAUGACCUCGGCACGCACCUUCGCGUGACAGGUGCACUCCCGCCACACUCCAUCGCCACAAUACAAUACAACCCAAUCUUCUUUUCUCUCUCUUCUGCCCUAAUUCCCAUUUUCCCAACUCCUCCAUAACCAAUUCCAUCUUCAAAUAUUCCAAUUCCAAUUCCAAUUCUAUUCCUUUCGAUUCCUCUUCCUCUUCCCCCCACGGUUAGGAAAUUUUGUUGCUGGAAGAAUUGCUUAAGGGCAUAUAGCUGGUUUUGUGCACAUGGGAUCAGAGAGUGUGGCUCCAAUGGUUGAGACCUCGAAAAACAGGUCUUCUUCUGGUAAAAUGAACCAAGGGAAAGUCCCCAGGAAAAUUCACAAGGCUGAAAGGGAGAAAAUGAAGCGUGAGCAUUUGAAUGAACGCUUUGUUGAUCUUGCCAGUGCACUUGAUCUAAAUGAGAACAAUGGAAAGGCUUCUAUACUGUGUGAAACUGCCAGGUUGCUGAAAGACUUGCUCAGUCAGAUCGAGUCCCUCAAGAAAGAGAAUGUCACUCUGUUGUCUGAAUCUCAUUAUAUGACCAUGGAGAAAAAUGAGCUGAAGGAGGAGAAUUGUAGCCUAGAAACUCAAAUUGAGAAACUUCAAGGUGAGAUACAGGCAAGACUGGCUCAAUCUAAACCUGACCUGAAUGUACCUCCCCAUGAGCCACCGGAGCAGACAAAUUUUCCAGGACAGAAUCUCCAAUUGCAUACCAUAGAACCUAACUUGCAGCAAGGAUCUACGGUUUUGGUUGUCCCCUUUCAUCCCAAUCUUCAAGCUUCUUUUCCAGCUCCUAAUGUUACCGAGGUCACACCGAAAUCUAUGUCUGUAGUCAGUAAACCACAUGCUAGGUAUCCCACACCGGCAGAUUCAUGGCCAUCACAACUGCUUGGAGAGCAACCAACUUCAAGCUAAUUUGUAUUUUCUAGUGUUAUAGUUUCAGUAUUGGUUUAACAUGCCAACUAGCUUUCCUGAUAGCAAAGCCUCUCUGGAGCUUACAUGUAUAAAUUACAUUUAUUCAAUGAUCUAAGAGAGUCUUCACUCCUUUCUGUUAGAAAAAAAGGUAUAAUCAUUUUUGGUUCGAGUUA
This is a messenger RNA of Glycine soja, 1133 nucleotides long. RefSeq names its product transcription factor bHLH47-like. NCBI's taxonomy places the organism in Eukaryota, Viridiplantae, Streptophyta, Magnoliopsida, Fabales, Fabaceae. The transcript is spliced from 5 exons. The coding region runs from base 292 to 960 and encodes 222 amino acids. The record is from RefSeq and is a predicted model, not a curated record. Gene Ontology annotation, molecular function: protein dimerization activity.